Pimephales promelas (fathead minnow) is the source of this 6802-nucleotide messenger RNA. It is a transcript of the gene ube2o, whose product is annotated as ubiquitin-conjugating enzyme E2O. NCBI's taxonomy places the organism in Eukaryota, Metazoa, Chordata, Actinopteri, Cypriniformes, Leuciscidae. The record is from RefSeq and is a predicted model, not a curated record. Gene Ontology annotation, molecular function: ubiquitin conjugating enzyme activity.
AUAAACGUAGCCUAUGAGUGCUUUGCUAUUAAAGACACUGAUGUAAUUCAGGACAGUGGUAACAGGUGACUCUUCCUCCAUGCUACGCUCUACGUACAGACGUAAACACGUGCUGCUCCUGCUCACAGGUUUCUUUUCACUUCUCCAUCCCUCUCCUCCCGCAUCAUUCAGCAGCAGCAGAGAUGGCGGAACCCGCCACAGCAACGCUUUCUCCGGCCAUGAGCCCGAGCUCCGAGCCUCCGUCCGGCACACACUCUCCCACGGCAGGCGGAACACAGCGGCUCCUGUUUACGCAUGACCUGGUCUCUGGAAAACACCGCGGGGCGAUGCGUUUUGGGCUAGUACGGAUGAUUCACGGCGAGGAGGAUUUUGAAGAUUCGGACUCCGAGAUUGACUGUGAUGGCGGAGGGAGAGGACGUGGUGGCAGCGGUGGAAGAGGUGGAGGCGCUCCGGGUAACUCCGACAACGAGAGCGGGGCGGCCGACACACGGUCAUGGCCUCUCGGUAGAGAAUUCGUGCGGGUUCAGUGGUAUCCUGAAGGAACGAAGCAGGAUAUUCGGGAAACACAGCUCAAACUUGAAGAUCGGUCUAUUGUGCCUAGAGACUUUGUCCGGCGAAUGAAUUCAAAUGAUAAACAGUGUGGGAUUGUGACCAACAUAAACACCAAAUGUGCAGUGAAACUUGUAGGAACCAACUGUGUUCUAUAUCCUGUAAAUAGCAAAGACCUGCAGCACGUCUGGUCAUUUAUGUAUGGUGACUACAUUGUAUAUGACUUCUGGCUUGGAAAAGUGUAUGAUCUCAGCAUCCAAAUCGUUGUGAAGCUUUCCAACGGUGCACGAUGUUCUAUGAGUGAGGAAGAUGGUGCAAAACUCUAUGAUAUUUACCCUCACGUCAGUGAUGUGGGUUUGUUCUUUGAUGAUGCCUAUGGGUUCUAUCCGGGGCAGGUUUUGAUUGGGCCCUCAAAGGUUUUUGCUAACGUGCAAUGGCUGUAUGGUGUGAAGCCUGUUCUCAGUAAGAAAAGCAAGUUCAGAGUUGUUGUGGAAGAGGUUCAAGUGGUGGAGCUAAAGGUGACAUGGAUUACAAAAAGUUACUCUCCAAAGGGGUCAGACAGUGUCUUUCCACCGCCUUCAACCAUCACACAGGAGAACCUUUGCAGGGUGAAGCGACUUGGGUACUUUGAUCAUACUCAAAGGCAACUUGGGGAGAGAUCCCUGUAUGUUUUUCCCGCCAAGAGUGAAACCACACGGAUAACUUGUGAGGGGCCAGAGGGGGCACCUGCUCACCCUGAAGACCCUGUUGUACGAAAGUUAAAAAGAAUGUUUAGAAAAGAAGUGGGAAAGAAAAUUCCAGAGAAUGCAGACUCGCAGAGUAACAAUUCACAGUCAACAGAGAAAACGGAAAGCAUAGAAGGUGAAAAGAGAUCAGUGCAGGAACAGGAUUGUUCUGAUGAUAAUUAUGUUCCAUGCUACCCCAACAAUGGUCCUGUUCCAUGCCAGGAUGCUCUAGAGGAGGGAAAAGAACCACCAUUGGAUGGUCUUCAGGGACAAUGGGCCCAUUUGGGUGACCAAGACUCAGAUGAGGACCCAGGUGAUGAUACAGAUGAUACCAGCUCGGUCACUUCCUCUGCCAGCUCUACGGCCUCACUGCAGAGUGGCCCAACACGGAAAAAGAGCAUUCCUCUCUCUAUCCGCAACCUAAAGAGAAAACACAAGAAGAAGAGGACUAAGUUUUCGCGCGAGUUUAAACCAGGAGACAGGGUGGCAGUUGAGGUUGUCUCCACUGUAACCUCUGCAGAUGUGAUGUGGAAGGAUGGUAAAUUAGAGACAGGGAUCUGCUCCAAUGAUCUGAUCCCUAUCCAGCACCUGGACAACCAUGAGUUCUGCCCUGGAGACUAUGUACUAGACAAACGACCCCAGGCUCUUCAUGAUCCAGGCAUCUAUGGGGUGGUUCAGUCAGGUGAUCAUAAGGCCAGAACCUGUGUAGUCAAGUGGGUCAAACUCAAUGCUGCAGGCGACAAUGUUGAGGUGAUUGGGGAGGAGGAGGACGUUAGUGUUUAUGACAUUGCUGAUCAUCCAGAUUUCCAUUUUCACACAACGGAUAUUGUCAUAAGGAUCGGCAACUCUGACACAGAGGACUGUGAAAAUGAGAGAUCUGUUGGCCAAGUGUGCAGGGUGGAUCUGAGCAGUAAAGUGGAGGUUGUGUGGGCUGAUAAUUCAAAGACUAUUGUUCUGCCACAGCACUUGUAUAAUGUAGAGUCUGAGAUUGAAGAAACAUAUUAUGACUCUGCUGAGGGCAGCAGUAGUGGUGCCUCAUCUGAAGAAUGGGAAGAUGAGAGUGAUAGCUGGGAGACAGAUAAUGGACAAGUGGAAGAGGAACCAGGAGGUGGGGAGACCUUCCCAGUCUCUUCCCCCAACACAGGUGUCACUUCUGAUUGCAAAACCCAUGGCGUGCAUGCUUCCACGACUACAGACUCACCAGGAGCUGUCUCCACACCUGAACUUCCUGGAGGUGGAGUUGCUGCGCCUGAAGAUAAGCCCAGUAAAGAGACUCCACCACGGGGAUUUCGUGAGCUUAAAGAAGCCCUAAAGAUUUUGGAAAGUUUAAAGAACAUGACUGUUGAGCAGCUCUGGACUGGAUCACCCACUUCACCCACUGCCGAACCAUCAGCCGCAACUGCUGCCACAACCCCUGCUGAUGCCAAACCCACAAAAGAAAAACGCUUUCUGGAUGAUAUUAAGAAACUUCAGGAAAACCUGAAAAAGACUCUAGACAAUGUGGCCAUUGUAGAAGAAGAUAAAAUGGAGGCUGCUAUAGAGGAGGAGAGAGUGAUGGCGCCAGUGCUAGCUGAACCACAGACGCCUGUGCGUUCUGAGUGGCCUAGUGACACACCAGUUUUGUGUCAGCAGAGUGGAGGCAAACCGGGUGUCACCUUCACCAGUGCUAAAGGGGAAGUGUUUUCUGUUUUGGAAUGGGCACCAGACACCCACUCUUUUAAAAAAAUGGAAUUCCAGCCAGCAGAGGCAAAGAAGUUCUUUAGCACUGUAAGGAAAGAAAUGGCCCUGCUGGCCACCUCUUUACCUGAUGGCAUCAUGGUGAAGACUUUUGAGGACAGAAUGGACCUUUUCUCAGCUUUCAUUAAGGGCCCUAACCGCACUCCCUACGAGGAUGGACUCUUCCUCUUUGAUAUUCAGCUUCCUAAUAUCUAUCCUGCUGUUCCUCCUCUCUUCCGUUACCUGUCUCAGUGCAGCGGCCGACUUAAUCCCAACCUCUAUGACAAUGGGAAGGUUUGUGUCAGUCUUCUCGGCACCUGGAUUGGAAAGGGUACUGAAAGAUGGACCAGCAAAUCCAGUCUACUGCAAGUGCUUAUCUCUAUACAAGGUCUGAUCCUUGUCAAUGAGCCAUACUAUAAUGAGGCUGGCUUUGACAGUGACCGAGGACUUCAAGAGGGUUACGAGAACAGUCGCUGCUACAAUGAAAUGGCACUCAUUAAGAUGGUGCAGUCAAUGACUCUACUUCUCCAGCAGCCUGUGGAGGUCUUUCAGCAGGAGAUCUGUGAGCACUUUGCCUGUAAUGGCUGGCGGCUGGUCCAUCGGCUGGAGUCCUGGCUAGAUAUGGAUGGGGGAGUGACCGACCGUGCUUCACGAUGUGGGGUUGGCAGCUUCCAUGCAGAACCUUUGGAGGAGAUCCCCUCAGCUCUGGCCCACAGUAGUCCAAGCAAACAGGUUGUGCGACGUGAAGAGGAACUUGAGGACUCAGGUCUCAGUCCUUCCACAGUGGGGCCCAGUUUACCUCCUGGAUCAGCCGGGCAACAGGACCUGAGCCAGAACUCUGAUUGUGAUAGCUCAGUGGUGUGUGGUGCAGGAUCAGAAAUACCAGAAGGUUUUGAAGGGGUGUCUGGUUUUGUGACAUCUCAAAGUGUAAAACCAUGUCAGGAGUCUCAGCCGGCUGUGAGACCAAAGAAGCGGAGAAAGAGCUAUCGGAGCUUCCUACCAGAGCGCAGUGGCUAUCCAGAUAUUGGAUUCCCGCUCUUCCCUCUUUCCAAAGGCUUCGUAAAGAGCAUGCGCGUAGUUUUGCAGCAGUAUCGAGCUACUCUUACAGCUGCUGGCGUUCCUGAAUACCCAGAAAACAAAUAAUUGCCCUCCAUUUGUAUUAAAUUGUAUUUUUCCCUUUUUUCUCUUCUCCCUGUUUAUUCAACCCAAGAGCUGUGUUUUUCCCCUUUAACCAUUGGCCAGGAACUUGGAUCUCCUCAUCAGGCUGUAAAUGUUCCCAGCAGCCUUUUGUUAAUUGCUUUGUAGCACAUCUUUAGUUGCUUUGUUUGUUGUUUCCUCUCAUUGGUCAUGGGAUGGCAGCACAUACUAUUUGUUUGUAUUAAAUAAUGUUGAAAUAUCAUAUGCUUCUAUCUUGUUUCCCUGACAACAACUCUGCCGUUACACUGCUCUCUCAGGGAAGUAUGGACAGAUAUGAGACAUUAAGAGAUACCUAAGGCAUGACUGAAUCUUUUGUUGUGUUGUGACUUACUUUUCAAGAUUUGUGGUUAUAAACCGUGCCAGAGGGAUACUUCUAUUGGUCUUAGGUGUUGUCCUUUGCUACUGUUUUUUUUUUUUUUUUUUUUUGGAUGGGAUUACCACCAGACUGUUACCACAUAUUGAUUUGCACAAGUGGAAGUUCGCUUGCAGAAAAAAGGAGUAAGAAUGAAGUUUUAGAUCAGAUGUGAUCUGAUUUUUUUUUUUUAGUCCUUGGUUCAUCAAAUAACUAUAUUUCCAAGCGUGACUUCCUCUUUGGUCCAUAUUUCCAAAUGUAGUGCUGCUUUAUAUGUUGCAUUGCUUUUCAGUCUUGUUCAAUAUCAUCAUUCUUUUAAAGGUCUUGGUGACUUGCUUUUUUUAUCCAAAAAAGACACUGUUGUACAACUGCCUAGUCAUCUAUACUGUACAGAGCCUGAUCAUUCCUGCUGGUGUUUUGCACUAAAAUCAUAUGACAGUUGAGUGUCAAGUUUACAUUUAAAAUACAAAAAGCAACCAACCAGACACACUAAACUACUCUUGACUCCUUAACUGGAAUCCUAACAUCCCCUUUCCCUCUCCCUCAAAUUCCAUGGCACAACAGAAAUAUUUUCAACUUUACUAACUAGUGUUCUCUGUACAGUAAUAUUAUUUACAACUUUUCUUACACUUUUGCCAGAAAGAUAUAUAUCAUAAAUCCAGUUUACACAUAUGUAAAUAGAUGAUGGGACCUUUGGAAUGAGGUUGGUUAGUCUUCUAUACAUGUGAGAAGGAACCCAGAGUCAACUAAUCAUUUGAAGAGGUUUGGCAGAAUUUUUUUUUUCUUCUCCAUUGCGCUUUGCUUGCAUGAAGGUCUCUGGUUUGAACACUGACGAGUUCCACCAUUCCCAUUCCUAACUCUUUCAUCUGUCCAACAUUGUUGCCUUAAAACUGAUAUCAAGCUUGAACCUAGGGUUAACAUUUUUUUACUGCAUUGUCAUUUUACACUAAGGGGCCCAGUCAAAAUACUCGUUAUGGUGGAGAGGCAUAUAUUUUACUAAUUAUUUUCACAAGCACAAUCGAAGAAGUCAUAUUCUUUCAACAACUGUGAAAUGGUUUGUGUAUUUGCUUGUAUAGAUUUUUGUUUGGUUUGAUACACUUUAAUCAACUUUUUCCUGAUAUCAUUUGUAUCUUUGUUAAAUGAUUUAGAAAAAGCUUCAUGUUAAUCCUGGUGCUGUGGUUCUCCAGACUACUUGGAGGCAGCAGACUAGUUUCAGACAGUUCCGACCUCAUUCACAUCAUUUGUUUACAUCAACAUCAGACCAGCUGUAAUUAAGCACAGCCCAUAGACACAAGUUUUACAUGCAAUAGAUCCAUAUAAUUUUCUUAGUUUUGCACAAAAGGGAAUGCUCAUAAUUACAUUUGCUACUACUGGAAGGCAGAUCUUUUUUUUUUUUUUUUUUUUUUUUUUUUCUAACCAGCAUACUUUCUUGCUGUAGAUUGGCUUUUCGUCUGACUGGCAGAUAUGUAGAUGUAAUAUACUGCUGAUGUUUUUCUGCACGUUAGCAUUCAAGUCUUUUGAAAGACAAAAAUAAAUUUCUGGCUGAUGGCUUUGUGCCAUCUUAAGAAAUUAGCAUACAUGUUUCCCUGCACAAGUUGCUUCCAGUAAUAUUUUUGAGAUGUUUUAGAUAAAAUUAUAUAAUUUCUUCUUUUUCUCUUGAAUUUAUAGCUUAUUACAGUUUGGUAUUUGAGGAAAAAUAUGCUUUAUCAAAUUGUUUCAUAUGUACAUUUUGCUCCGUUAACAGAGAUUCCAAGUCUCUCUUCCUCUAACUCUUUUUCAGCAGUUCAGCCCUCCAUGAUUUGUUUUUAGUACAUUUCCUACAUGUAAAGCUAAGUUUCAAGCGAGAAUCAGACAUCAACUUUAAACUAGGAACUUUUUUCUGUGUGUGUAAUAUACUAUACAUUUAAUCAAACUGUUAUGAGGAGAGAUAACAGCCAAAGCAUGUAAAGUUGCUUUAAGCCUUAAUGGCUACAUGAGACUUGACUGUAUAAUGUAAACAUUUCCACAGUGGCCUGUAUUGGUAAACUAAUAAACAUGAUUUGUAGCCUGAAUCCUCUGUACAGAAGUCAUGACUAUAGAAAUGCAUAUAAUAUAUAAAUUAUAUAUUUAACAGAAAAGUGGUCAUGUGAAUGCUUGGGGUAUGUCGUGGAGUGUGUUGUGUUAUUCAUUAUUUAUUUUUUUGCUUAAUUUGUAAUUUUUUAUUUUGGUUGCACUAAAUGUAAAAAUGGAAGCAUUAAACUUUGAUAGCAGAACCAUGGGAAAA